ACUAUACUUUUGGGAAUCACAAAGUUCAUGCGAUCAGCCAAACCCCAGCUCCUCUGGUAACCCUCCAGAUGCAGUCAACCCCCAACACCUCCCCACCGUCUCUUCCCUCUCCCGAUGCGUCCUGCCAAACCCCAGUAUCUCUACUAAUCUUCCAGAUCCAGACAACCGCCCCUCCCCACAGUCUCUUCCCUCUCCGAAUGUGAUUAAUAUUACUUCCGCUCCCGCUGCCAGAGGGAUGGAAGUCGGUUGAUAAGAACAGGGGUCUGGAUCCCCAGAGAGAGAGAGAGAGUGAUCCAUCUGUGCUCGCUUCUAUUUACUCGUUUUGCACCCUCGGCCUUGUUUCUCGUAUUCGCGUGCUUCCUUAUUUCUGAUUAAUUUGAUCAGCUUCCUUUUCGUUUUGCUGCGCUGGUAGAUUUUCUCGCUCACUAUCCCUGCUUUUCUUCAGCUGCCUGCAUCCUCCUCAAGUGUAGCUCCUCGUUUGUUGGCAGAAAGAAAACCAGCUUUUUCUUUCGCCGCAAGAAUCUCAACUUUUGCUUUCUUCAUAUAUCUCAAGUUUUCGGUGUCAGAAUGUGCUUCUCUCUUGUUGGAUUCGUGGGUUCUUUCUUUCUUCUUUCGAGUCGCAGGAAAUCUGAAACAUAUCGUUCCAAGCCAGGAGCGAGCCCAAGUCAGUGCAGAGGAGGGAAGAAGUUAAGAUUCGGUUUGUUUCUUCCGGUCGGGAGGAAGAUGGAGAGGGUAUGCAUUCCCAGGUGCAACUUCACCAGAAUUAUGGCCCUUCUACAGAUCAUCCUAGGCAUCUUCGUCAUCCUAAUCAGCAUUGCCAGCCUCCACCGCUUUUACUCCGUGGGCUACUUACUCCACAGCACUGAUGGAGAGUCCUGUCAGAAAUUCCACACCAUCAACGAUGGCUACUCUGACUUCGACCUCAAGGCCCUUAAUGAUCGGAUGGAGGAGGUCCUUAUCCGGCUCUCAGAGCUUCAGGACAAACUUGAAUCCACCAUUCAAAAGCUGGACAAGGAGAGCAAAGGCCGAUCUGCAGCUAAAACCAUCUCUCGGACUGAGUUCAGGAUGUUCCUGGAAGAGGAGGUGAUCCAGCCGCUUUACAGUGCCCAUGUCGCGCUCAGGCUUAUUCGCAUUCCCCAGCCGGAUGCUGUUCGAGCUCCUGGGUCCCCGAUGGAGGACCCUCUGAUAAAUUUCUUCACGGUGGAGGAGACACGCAAGUACAUCACGGGAAAGGGCAAUCGGAACGGGAAAGCGAGCGUAUUUGGCACGAAUAAGACCUACAACACGAUCGGCCAUGCUUGCGUCCUGAUGAGAAACGAGCUGGAGGAGUACAUGAAUUAUGACAUCGGCUCUUAUUGCAGGGACGACUGGAAUCUAGCGCAGAAGCUGAUGUUGGGUGGCUGCGACCCCCUCCCCCGGAGACGGUGCUUGGCUCGAGCAUCGAGACUCUAUCAGAGGCCGCUUCCGAUUAACGAAUCCCUGUGGACAAUGCCAGAUGACCGCAACGUGAGGUGGAGUAACUACAACUGCCGGGACUUCAAGUGUUUAUCGAGCAGGAAUCCGAGAAGGGGCUUCUCCAAGUGCACUGGAUGCUUCGAGCUCCACAAGGAGAAGCUGAAGUGGGUCACCAACACCUCGCUCGCAGACUUCCUCAUUGGUGAUGUCCUUGCGGUGAAGCCAGGGGAGAUCAGGAUCGGACUCGACAUCAGUAUCGGAACAGGGAGUUUUGCAGCGAGGAUGCGGGAGCGGAACGUAACCAUCGUGUCCGCUUCCUUGAAUGUGGGCGCGCCAUUCAGUGAGAUGAUUGCACUUAGGGGUUUAAUCCCCCUGUACGCAACACUUAAUCAGCGGCUGCCUUUCUUCGACAACACGCUGGAUUUGAUACAUACCAACGUCUUUCUUGAUGGGUGGAUCGACCUCCAGUUGUUGGACUUCGUGUUGUUCGACUGGGAUCGGGUGCUGAGACCGGGAGGCCUGUUGUGGGUGGACAAGUUCUUCUGCAACAGGAAGGAUCUGGAUGACUACAUGUACAUGUUCCUGCAGUUCAGGUACAAGAAACACAAGUGGGUGGUUUCCUUCAAGUCCAAGGACGACGUGUAUCUCUCUGCCUUGUUAGAAAAGCCACCCAGGUCAUUGUGAUCUUUAUCAAACAGGUGGCUUCUCGAGUAGCAGACAUUAAACGCCCUGUUUCCCGGAUGAUGCAGCUGAACGGAAGUUCCGAUCUCUGAUCUCUUAUCCGCUUGAGUAGUACCUCAAACACACGAUCGUCGUGUUAGCAUUAACAGCCUUUGUAAGCUUUGUUGCAUCCAUAAUAGACUUUACCAUCGUUUCUCUAA
Molecule: messenger RNA, 2336 nt
Organism: Musa acuminata AAA Group (dessert banana)
Lineage: Eukaryota; Viridiplantae; Streptophyta; Magnoliopsida; Zingiberales; Musaceae
Product: probable methyltransferase At1g29790
Exons: 3
Coding region: 568-2139 (523 amino acids)
Molecular function (GO): methyltransferase activity
Source: RefSeq, a predicted model, not a curated record